Guillardia theta CCMP2712 is the source of this 714-nucleotide messenger RNA. RefSeq lists its product as hypothetical. Bases 1 to 714 code for a protein of 237 amino acids. NCBI's taxonomy places the organism in Eukaryota, Cryptophyceae, Pyrenomonadales, Geminigeraceae. Gene Ontology annotation, cellular component: membrane. The transcript has a single exon. The record is from RefSeq and is a predicted model, not a curated record.
AUGGGCGGGGAGGAGGAGCAGGGGAGGCCGGGGUGCAUGGACCGCACGUUCGCCAGAGGCUUCUUCAUCCGAUGCACCUCCAUCUUCGGCAUCAUCAUCAACUACCUGCUCUUCGUCAUGGGGUUCGUCAUCACUGCCUACGGCCUGCGCCUUGGCAGCCAGGAGCGGGAGCAGAUGACUUUCCUCUCGCAGCAGUCUCAGAAUGCAACGCUGCAGGAGGAGCUCUUCAACUCCAUCAACAACCUGUCAGGACUCACUGUCGGUCUCGCCGUGAUAGGCAUCCUCUCCAUCUUCGUGGCGACCCUGGGCAUGUGCGGGUCCGUGAGAGGCUCCAGCAGCUGCCUGCAGUGCUAUUCGGUGGUGCUGGUGAUCAUGCUUGUGUCUCAAGCUGCGAUUGUUGGCCUGCUCUCUACUCGUGUCGCUGAUCUUGAUCAGUCUGCCAAGGAGGUCAUCAAGUCCAGCGCAGCAGCCAGGAACCUGGUGAAGCAGAGCGGGCAGCAGGCCCUGUACUUUGGGGUCCUCGCCUUCGGGGUAGAGUUCGUGGGGUUCAUCUUUGCGCUGCUGGCCCGAGCGGCGCUGAAUCGGAAGAAGCGGGAGGAGGAGUGGAACAUGGACCUGGGAGAGCUAAAGUCGAUCGGAGACAUCAGGUCCAACGUAAGCGACCACUUCAAGAAGUCCAAGCACAAGAGCAACGCCAUCCGCCUCGAGGACUGA